This is a messenger RNA of Boeremia exigua, 2187 nucleotides long. RefSeq names its product pumilio domain-containing protein. The transcript has 3 exons. Lineage: Eukaryota; Fungi; Ascomycota; Dothideomycetes; Pleosporales; Didymellaceae. The record is from RefSeq and is a predicted model, not a curated record. Bases 33 to 2123 code for a protein of 696 amino acids. Gene Ontology annotation, molecular function: mRNA binding. Gene Ontology annotation, biological process: regulation of translation. Gene Ontology annotation, cellular component: nucleolus.
GGCGGACAGCACAUCCACAACAACACAAAACAAUGGCUGGAAUCAAGAGUAAACCAGCAGUUGACGCUGCACCGGCGAAGGUCAGGAAGGACAAGUCGGAGAAGAAAUCGUCGAAAAGCGACUCGAAGCAUGCUGUAAAGCCCGUGAAGAAGAGCAAGAAGGUCGCCGAAGACGUCGAAAUGGCCGACAGCGACUCUGAGGGAAAGGCAAAGUCAAAGACACAGAAGCGCAAAGCGGAGGACGAAUCCACGGAGCAGAAGAAGAAGUCCAAGUACGAGACACCGGGGGAGAUCUCCUCCAAGCUCGCCGACAUUCAUGCGAACAACUCUCGUGAGGCGCAUCAAAAACAGAAGGCCCUCGCCAAAGAACGAAAGAACGCCAAGCCCAACGCCGACGUUAUCGAACGCUCCAAGAAACUGUGGGAGAAGCUGCGUUUGAAGUCACACAUCGAGAAGGAUGAGAGGAAAGAGCUUGUCAAGGAGCUAUUUGAAAUCAUCACCGGCCGAGUAAAGGACUUUGUCUUCAAGCACGACUCCGUACGAGUCAUCCAGACUGCCAUCAAGUACUCGACAAUGGAACAGAGAAGAAUGAUUGCGCGCGAAUUGAAGGGGGAGUUCAAGAUCCUUUCUGAGGGCAAGUACUCGAAGUUUUUGAUCGCCAAGCUGGUGGAGAAGGGUGACCCGGAGAUUCGCGACCUGAUCAUUACCGAGUUUUACGGCCACGUUAAGCGUAUGAUCAACCACCCCGAGGCAGCGUGGAUAUUGGACGACAUCUACAGGGCGGUUGCCACACCAGAGCAGAAGAACCGCAUGCUGCGCGAGUGGUAUGGUGCGGAAUUCUCUAUCGCAGGUCUCGGGCCGCAAGGCACGGAGAGCGCAGAUCUGGCGACCAUACUCGAGGAGUCGCCGGAGAAGAGAAAGCCCAUCAUGAGCUAUCUGGAGAACCAGAUCAACUCCCUUAUCCAAAAGAAACUUAACGGCUUCACCAUGCUGCACGACGCCAUGUUGCAGUACUUCCUUGUUUGCGAACCGGGCACAGAGCAAGCGAACGACUUCCUCGAGCACCUCAAGCCUGACCCUACACUCAAGGAGGGAGAGGAGGCCGACAACGUGGAUCUGAUGAAGAACCUCGCGUUCACCAAGUCUGGUUCGCGACUUGUGUCACUAUGCUUCGCAUAUGGUACAGCGAAAGACCGCAAGCUGUUCCUACGACCGUACAAGGACACCGUCGAGGUCAUGGCAUUCGACCAGCACGCACACCACGUCCUCCUCGCUGCUCUGGCUGUGACCGACGACACCAAGCUCUCCUCAAAGUCGAUAUAUAGCGAACUCCUGCCCAGCAACGAUGCUCUCCCCGAGAAGGUUCUCAACCUGUGCAAUGACGCCCGCGCCCGCACCGUUCUCCUCUACCCUUUCGCCGCUGAUGCCAAGUGGUUCCUCGACGACAACACACGCGAGCGUCUCGCAGAGAUCUACGCCAUCCGAGAGAAAACCUCGAAGAAGGACCCCAACACCCGUCUCCAGGAAGUCACAAAGAGCAUCGAAGCCCCCCUGCUCAACGCCAUCACCGCACGCGCCGCCGACUUCGCCUCCUUCACCUUCGGCUUGCAGUUCAUGGGCGAGAUUCUCGUUGGCGCGCCCGAAAUCGAGCCCGCAACCCGCAAGGACGCCCUCACCGAGGUCGCGCGCCUGUCGCAGUCGAUCCUCGACGCCUCGCUGCCGGCCAGCGCCGGCGACACAAAGGCCACCAGCCACGGCAAGAACAUGCUCAAGACGCUCGUCCAGGGCGGCAAGUUCGACCCCAAGACCAAGAAGGUCGUCCCCGUGACACCGGCCCUGGGCUUCGCAGAUAUGCUGUGGGCGGAGAUCAAGAGCAAUGUCAUCGACUGGGCCACCGGCGAGGGCUCGUUUGUUGUCGUUGCGCUAACAGAGGCUGACGGCUUCGCGAAGAAGAGCGAGGUCCUCAAGGCGCUGAAGAAGGACAAGAAGAAGCUGGAGGCCGCCGCUGGGCCGGCGAAGAGCAAGGAUGCCGAUGCGGCGGCCAAGAAGGGCAAGAAGGGCGACAAGAAGGACGACGCCCCCCGAGGGAAUGCGGGUGCCAGAAUUCUGCUCGAGAAGUUGUAGACGCGGUGCAUGUUGCAAUUGGACAGGAGUUUUAUUGACUAGGCAAAAGCAUCAAUUCACGAUA